AUGCCAGUGAAUCGCGAUAUUGAUGGUGAUGAUGAGUGUUUACACUACUCAGAUGAAGACAUCGGCAUCCAUUGUGGUUGCGGUUUGAUUGGGUUCAAGAAAAACCAAGUGUUUGAUUACAGUUUCAAUAGCGAAAUAGAAGAAGAUGAUGAUGAUUUAUUUGAGAUAAAUCUGAAGAAGGAAGAACCAUUGGAGUCAAUAAAAGAAGAAGAAGAUUAUGAAAGCAGUACUGUGUUCUCUCUUGAUAUCCACAGCAAUAAGUUAUGUGAUGUUGUUUAUGUGGCAGUUGGAGAAAGUUUUUCAAGCAUGGAAGCACUUUCAUGGACCUUAAAACACUUGGUGAACCCUAAUUCUACUAUUGUUUAUCUUGUACAUGUUUUCCCUCGAGUCAAGCGAAUUCCAACUCCACUAGGAAAAAUUCCAAGGAGUCGUGUGAAUAGAGAACAUGUUAACAUCUACUUGACCCAAGUGAAAAAUAAGAGGAAAAUACUUCUUCAAAAAUUCAUUGACCUAUGUACUAAAUCAAAAGUUAAGGUGGAGAUUUUGCUUAUUGAAGAUGACAACGUUGGUGAAGCUCUUGUAGAGCUUGUUAAGAAUCUAAAUAUUAGAAAAUUGGUGAUUGGAACUGCAGAAUCUAAUUUAAGAAAACAUGCAUCAAGAAAGCUAAAUUCUACGGUGGAGAUGGUGUUAAAAAGUGUAGAAGAAAAAUGUGAUGUUAAAAUUAUAUGUAAAGGAAGACAAGUGGUUGAUGAGAUGAUUAAUGGAAGCACUUCACAGCAUGAUGAAAUGGAUGGUUUUGUUCCAAUCAAGCGUUUCAUGCCCAAUCCUUUUUGGUUAUUUAGGUCUAGAUAA
Molecule: messenger RNA, 852 nt
Organism: Lathyrus sativus (Indian pea)
Lineage: Eukaryota; Viridiplantae; Streptophyta; Magnoliopsida; Fabales; Fabaceae
Source: the annotation of a GenBank genome assembly